AUGAAGAAUUGGUUCAAGGCUGUCGAACCUUUGUCACCACGUGCAUCCAAAUUGGUAGGAGCUAUCCAACCUUUACGAUGCCUGUCGUUAACGAGUCCGGCAGGAUUCACUCCUAGAGCAUUGUUUCUGGAACAAUUAGAGAAUGAUCGCAGGUCUGUCAAUAUGUUUCUCCUCGUAAGCAUGCUUGCAAUAUCUGCUCGCUUCACACCACCGCUAUGUAAACGGUUCGGCAGCAGUAGGCAGGCAUCCGAAUUCUUCGCCGAGAUCGCCCAUAUCAUGAUAGCCGACGAGAUGUGGGAAACGUGCCUGGAGAACGCGCAAGCAUUCUUCCUACUCGGCAUGGCAGACUGGGGCAAAGGUGACCGUGCUCGAAGCUCCAUCAAUAUGGGAAUCGCGGUGCGUAUGGCUGGGGUGCUCCGACUACACCGAGAAGAAACGUAUAAUCUCCCGCCCGAUGCUUCGGCGACUGACGUUGUCAAUGCUGAACGAGCAAGGCGGACGUUUUGGGUGAUUCAAAACCACGAUAACCUCUACACGCAAAAGCACCUACCGGCAUCCUUUGCGAAAACAGACAUCACGACCUUGUUGCCGAGUAGUGAGGAUGAUUUCGCGUUCGGACGGGUGCCUUUAGUACGUGCCGCCCUAGCCGGCACCAUGCCAGCUCGACAAAAUUCGUCACUAGUAUUGCUUCCCUCGCGGUCCCUGUUCGCGACACUUGUCCAGGCCCACGACUUCUGGGGGACGAUAGCUCGGGAUUUCUCUCAGGAUGAAGAAAACGCCAACACGAGCGUGGAGAUGCAGCCCUGGGUCCCCGACAGCCGGUAUAGAAAAGUCACCGAGAGUUUGAAUCAAUGGGAACAAAACAUGCCCGUGGAACAUCGUUGGUCGGCCUGGAACCUCCGGGGUUUCAAAGCGCAGCAUGUGGAAUUGGCAUAUCUGUCUAUCGUGUCCAUCAUGAAACUCAACCAUAUCGUCCCACGCCGCUUGUACCUGGAAAGUAUAGUCGCCAAACUCCUGGGUCACAGAGCCACCGCCACCGACAACGCUCCGCAGGAUUUCUGGGAGCAAAUGUCGUUCGAGCUGUUCUCAAAUGUAUGGCAAUUAUACGACAUUAUCGACGCUUUCUUUACCACCCGGUCUUCUGACGACGGAUUUCCGGCGAUGCUGGCGUUCUGCGUCUACAUCUGCGGCUCACUUGCUUCGUACCUUGUGCGCUGGCCACAGCUGUGCCGCGAAUUGUCUGCUUCGGCGAGCAAAAUACUCAACAGAGCCCUGGAAAUCUUGUCGACGUUGGAGGAGAAAUGGCCAACAGUGCACGAUUGGACGCUGGUUUUGCGCAAGCUAGCCGAACAGCCAGCCAGUCGAGACAGCGAGGCUCUGAGUGAUGUUACCUCCCAAGGAUCUUUCCUGAACUCGGCGGCGGCUACAACAAGCCAAACUCCACGUAUGACACCACGUACGACACCACGUACGGUCACUCGAUCCUCCCAUGAACGUAUUGCCGAGCCUCAUACCACAGCCUUCAAUGCGAGUGGUCACAAAUCCGGAGAUAAUCACCCGCAACAUCAUCACAGCCAGCCCGUUGCCGACAGACAGUCACCAUUGCGGUCCGUUGCUUCAAUGGGACAACAGCAGCAGCAGCAACCGCAGGCGCCUCUCGCGACCAAUUACCUCGAUCUCCUCAGCGAUACGGCAGCGCUAGGCUCGGAUAGACCUCGACUGCAGCUCAUUGAACCAUUCCACGGAAACAGGUCUACCGCGGGCCCUCAGCCUUCUGGAUCUCAGCAACCGUUCUCCCUGCCGGACUUCAGCACGUUUGAGAUGCUACAUGAUUCUUUCGAUAACGACAUGGCUGACUUUGUGCACGGUUAUGUCCAUAUGGGCUGGGGUGACUGGCAAGUGUGA
This is a messenger RNA of Exophiala oligosperma, 1905 nucleotides long. RefSeq lists its product as uncharacterized. Gene Ontology annotation, biological process: DNA-templated transcription. NCBI's taxonomy places the organism in Eukaryota, Fungi, Ascomycota, Eurotiomycetes, Chaetothyriales, Herpotrichiellaceae. The transcript has a single exon. Gene Ontology annotation, molecular function: zinc ion binding; DNA binding. The record is from RefSeq and is a predicted model, not a curated record. Gene Ontology annotation, cellular component: nucleus. Bases 1 to 1905 code for a protein of 634 amino acids.